AAUGUCUGAUAUGCUGCGGCAAGUAAGGGAGAAUUAUGAGCUUCACGGCAUCCGUCCUAGCUGGAUAGGCGAGGAGGUUUUUCAAGAGCUUGUAAUAUAUUGGAGGACUCCAGAAUUCCGGGCUAAAUCAGAAACUUUUAAGAAGAUGAGGGCAUCUGAAAAGGGCGGUUGUGUCAACACAGUUGGAAGUAUUAGCACCGCCGAGCAUGCCCGACGAUUGGCUAAGCAGUUGGGGAGAAGACCAUUGAUGCCUGAGCUGAUUUCGAGGACCCGGACAAGGAGAUCGGGAGGUGUUGUCGACGAGCGCACGAGGAUGUAUCUUGAAGAAUAUGAUAGACGACUUGCCAUUUUUCUGGAAAAUAAUCCUCAAUUCAUGCCAGCAGAGGGGGAGCCGCUUAACGCGGAUGUUGAUCACUACAUUUGGUGUGAGGUUAUUAAAGAUAAAGGGCCUAAUGGUUGCUUUUUUGGGGCUGGAAAUUUGGCGUCCAGCUAUAGAUCUGGUGACCGUAAUCUGUUCCAAAGAGUUCAGGAUGGAGAGGGUGGAUCGCGUCAACCAAAUCUGACACAGGAACAAACUGAAUUAGUAAGGCAAUUGGCGAGACGCGAAAGUGAGGCCCAGAUCGAGAUGAUUGUUGAAUGCAGGUUGCAUGUGGAGCCGUCCACCAAAUAUGUUAAAAGAUUCAUCUAUGUGAGCGAUGGUAAUAAAAGUGCAGUAAGGAUUAUAUGA
This is a messenger RNA of Vicia villosa (hairy vetch), 727 nucleotides long. RefSeq lists its product as uncharacterized. The record is from RefSeq and is a predicted model, not a curated record. Bases 2 to 727 code for a protein of 241 amino acids. NCBI's taxonomy places the organism in Eukaryota, Viridiplantae, Streptophyta, Magnoliopsida, Fabales, Fabaceae. The transcript has 4 exons.